AUGAGCUCGCAGCGCUAUCAACGGGUGAAUGCCCAAGAUGAUGAAGACCACUCUCAAUCGUAUCCGUUGAAUCCUACUGGUUCCGACCUCACGCCACACUCUCCGCCCCCGUCAUUCCGCUCCCGAUCUUCCUCGCCAUCAUCCAGGCGGCUAUUGCAUGAUGACCCACUCCGCCAUAAUGAGGACCAGACACUAGCCGAUGCGUUUGACGACGGCGAUGAGUCGGAUGGAGAUGACCAGCCCGACGACCGCCAACGGCUGAUGCGUGCCAACCCUGACUCCUCGUUACCCAGUGAGAAUGGCCAGCCCUCGGCAGCGACCGGCUCAUCGUCGGGGUCCGGAAUCGACGCUCAGAAUCCUCCUACACCGAAUCUUCCUCGACGGCAGACUAUGUUGCCAAUAUUUACAGCCCCAGCAACAGCGGGAGGCCGCGCGAUCGCUGCAUCGAAUGAUGGUGUUUUUGCGAACUUAGCUGCCAAGCCUCAGCCAGGCGAGAAAACUGAUGACUUACCACCCUCAUACGAAGAAGCUGCUGCUGAUGCGACUCCUCCUUACUGGGAGACUACGAUCGUGGCUCCUGGCCUCGCAUCGGAUGAGGUCUACGUGGACGGGCUCCCCGUGGGAUCCAUUUUCUCCUUUGUCUGGAACGCUAUGAUCUCUAUGUCUUUCCAGCUUGUUGGUUUCCUCUUGACCUACCUUUUACACACAACCCAUGCCGCCAAAAACGGGAGCCGAGCCGGUCUCGGUCUGACCCUUGUGCAAUACGGCUUCUACAUGAAGGGUGGCAGCGAUUCCCCUGGUGGUGAUGGAGGCACCAAUCAAUACGCCCCACCCCCGGACCCUAACAGCCAUAGCUUCGACCCAAACUCAGUGGCAGCAACUGAUGGUGGCAGCGGUGGAGGCGGCGCGGUAUCUGGCAUCAGUACCAGUGAAUGGAUCUCACAUAUUCUCAUGAUCGUGGGCUGGUUUAUCCUCAUCCGAGCUGUCAGCGAUUUCCUCCGAGCACGCCGUCACGAGCAGCUGGUCUUGCAAAGCCCAGACCGCGGGCUGGGUGUUCCCAUCAUUGCUGAAGGCGAGCGGUCGGAAACUGUCGUCUAA
Molecule: messenger RNA, 1098 nt
Organism: Penicillium chermesinum
Lineage: Eukaryota; Fungi; Ascomycota; Eurotiomycetes; Eurotiales; Aspergillaceae
Product: metal homeostatis BSD2 family protein
Exons: 3
Coding region: 1-1098 (365 amino acids)
Biological process (GO): metal ion transport; vacuolar transport; positive regulation of protein ubiquitination
Cellular component (GO): endoplasmic reticulum; perinuclear region of cytoplasm; Golgi apparatus
Source: RefSeq, a predicted model, not a curated record